AUGCUUCCUCGAAAAAGGACAGCUUGGGCGACCUCUCAUCAACAGCCUACAGUACUUCCCCGAGCUGGAUACUAUCUACCGAGACCGAGGGCAUUCGGCAUUUCCCGAGCCUCCACGCUUCUGCAUCUUUUGUUUACCUACAGUACCUACAUGCACGCUGUGCCUCCCCUCCCUUCCUCGUCCGAACCUCCAUCUCAUGCCUGGGCCGUCUCAUCCUUUCGAACCCAUCCCCACCGCCGUCAACUUCUCUUAAUACUGUACUGUACUGACCGCUUCCUUAUCUUAGUUCCUGUCUCUCUCUCCAUGUUUGACUCUCAAUCAGUCCACAGCCGUGUCUCGGCAAGAAGCUUGGAAGGCAUUCUAUCCAUGCAACCGCUUUCUCGGCAUCGUCAGAUUCGUCACAUCUCCUCAUCCAAACCUCUGAUACCUCCGAGACAUUUCGAGACGUUCUCCGGAUAUCAAGCCUUCGACACAUUCCACACGUGGCCUGAAAUGCCAAACCCCUUUUAA
Molecule: messenger RNA, 510 nt
Organism: Cadophora gregata
Lineage: Eukaryota; Fungi; Ascomycota; Leotiomycetes; Helotiales; Ploettnerulaceae
Exons: 1
Coding region: 1-510 (169 amino acids)
Source: RefSeq, a predicted model, not a curated record